AUGGUUAUUGGUUCGAUAACACUGAAUGAUUGUAGUGAUGUGAUUAAUUCAUAUUCGAGCAAUAUUCAAUUCGCUCAGAUGGCUAUACCAACUGUGUCGGGAAUAUUAGCUAACAAUGGCGAUGGUGAUCGAUCUGGUAUCGUUUUUCCAACAAUUUCAACCUAUAAUGGCAUGCCAAUUCGUUCGUGGAACCGUAUUGGAAACUAUCCUUGUCUUGAUGGUUCAAUGUUGAUUAGAAAUGUUAUUCUUGCAUUCUUCAACGAUAUUUGUAAUCGACAUGAUACAGCCAUUCAAGUAUCGCAAAGCAAUGAUGAUGGACAGUUUCCUAUUACAACAAGUUUAAUGUUUGUCUAUAACACAUCUGAAACAAAUAUGGUUUUCAAUGGGCAACCGAAUUUGGGUGUAGUUAAUCCGAGUCAAUGUGGUGGUAAGUUCAUUUAA
Rotaria sp. Silwood2 is the source of this 441-nucleotide messenger RNA. NCBI's taxonomy places the organism in Eukaryota, Metazoa, Rotifera, Eurotatoria, Philodinida, Philodinidae. The record is from the annotation of a GenBank genome assembly.